AUCAAAAUCAAGUCUGUUUCCUUUUUCUUCUUUUUUUUUCCCCCUUUUUUUCUGUGUGCCUGUUUUUGUCGUCUACAGAAGCUGCCGAUCCAAAGGCCCGGCUCAGGAGUGAUCCCGAGUCGCCUGUAGUAUCAAGAUCAAGAUCAAAUCAAGCCUCCCGCCUCUGGCCAGCCAAACAUCAACAAAAUCUGCAUGUGCUGCCUCGACUGCUGGUGUUUCUCGUCUUAUCUCUGUUGUUACGCUCUCCAGGUAGCCGGUGACUGCUGAACAUUGUCAAGAUGGAGGGGGAGGUGUUAAUGGAGGUGCCUCAAAAGCUGCAGAUGUUGGUUCGCCUGGUUGUGCGUGGCUUCUACACUACAGAGGACAUUCUCAUCAUUGACAUGCUUGUCCGAAACUUUUGUAUGAGUGAGGAGGAUUUGUGUGACCUGCUCAAGUUUGACCGCAAGAUGCUAAGGCAGAGGAUCAGCACCCUGCGUGCUGACCGCUUCAUUCAGGCCCGUAUGAAGAUGGUCACUCUUGAGGACAAUAAGACACAGAAGGAACAGUACUAUUUCAUCAACUAUAAAAGUUUUGUGAAUGUGGUAAAAUACAAACUGGACCACAUGAGGAAGAAAUUAGAAAUGGAAGAACGAGAUCAGACAAGUCGAGCUUCCUUCAUCUGCCAUUAUUGUCAGCGAACCUACACUGAUUUGGAGGCAGAUCAGCUGCUGGACAUAACAACAGGGCAGCUGCUGUGUAUCAUUUGCAAGCAGGAGGUGCAGGAAGACAUGUCAGGGAUGCCGCGCCACGACACACGUCUCCUCCUCACUAAGUUCAAUGAGCAGAUGGAGCCACUGUUCAAUCUGCUGAGAGAGGUUGAGAACAUUAAACUGGCUGCAAAGUUCUCAGAGCCUCAGCCUAAAGACUUCAGUGACAUCAAGAAGUCAGGACAAGUCAAGCCCAAGGUUCCUGGUAGUGACAAUUCUCGUGUCUGGUCAGGAGACUCCACCAAAAAAUCAGGCUUCCAGGUUGAGGGUUCGAUAGACGUGAACAUCAAUGCAGAAGGCACAGGAGAGGAGACGGUGCAGGCCAAGGAGAAGCCCAUCUGGCUGUCUGAUGCCACCUCCCUUAUCACCACCAACAUCACCACCUCAGAUGCCACCAAUCCGCAGAGUGAGUCCAAGGCUGUGCCCUCCUCAAGCAGCCACCCACAGCAGAGUAGUGGCAACAACAGUGGGGCAGAUGACGUCAUGGUGUUACUUCAGACCCACGAGCGGCAUGCAAAGAAGGGCCAGUCUCGCCAGCAGUCUGACAGUGACUCAGAUGACAGUGGAGAUGAGGCAGCCAAGAGGAAGAAUACAGCAGCUAGACCUGUCAUUCCCAGCACUGCUCCAAGCUUUGGUACUGAAUCUAAGAACAAUCCUGAGGAUGAGGUGAUAGAGCUUGGAGACACAGAUGAUGAUGAGGAGGAGGACUCUGUGCCGCAAGUGAGUGUGGCUGGGGAACAGGUGGCCAUCACAGAGGUGAACAAUGCUCUCAUUGCCCGCAUGACUCAGGAGGAGAAGAACGCCUAUAUGCUCAUGUACCAAGACUACAUGUGCUCGCUGGAUGACUAGCCAGUAUGGAAAGAAGGAAAGCGAAGGCAGAGUGAAUAGAGGUAUCUAUUUCUUGGAUGGUAUGUGUGGGAAGGUUAUGGCUGAUUUGUUUAUUGAGUUUCAGUGACUGGUAUUUUUGUUGUGUGUGUGUGUGUGUGUGUGUGUGUGUGUGUGUGUGUGUGUGUGUGUUUCAUGAGUGAGUACAUUUAUAUACCAGUAUCACUGAAUGAACGGUUGAGAACUGCAUUUUUGUUAAUUGUUUUCAUGGACAGUAUUGCAGGUGAAUAAUGUUUUUACUUCUCUAGAUGUAAUUAGUACUAGUUGUGUAUGUAUGAAGCUGUGAGUCUUCAUUGAACAAAGGAUGGGUUGGGUUUGGACAUACUGUUGAUGUCACAUUCAAAUAUUUUGUUUGUUUCUAAGAUACAACCUUACAGCUGUGAUAAUAGUCUAUAAUGAGAACAUUGGUGUCCUGAUCAAUCAGUGAUACCUUAGUUCUUUUUUUCCAUGCCAUGUAAAUAUUAGUUUAUCCAUAGUGUAGCCUAAGACUCCUUACCAGAGUACAUAUUUUGCUAUAUUAAUUUAAUCUUUAUAUAGUGAAACUGGAAUACAUGUUUAGAUAAAGUUUUGAAUGUGCUUUUUUUGGUAUCUAAGAUGCCCUGUGGAAUAUCUCAAAGUACAAAAUAUUUCAUCAGGAUUGGGGUCAGUGGUCUUUUUGGAAGGUUUGAUAUGACCUUUGCUCAUGUGAAAGCUGCCAUUAUGUGAUUAGACAUUAGUGCAUGUUGCAGAAGGGAAAUUUUUCUUACUAACUUAUCUCUUGAGUGCAACAUGACUGCUGUUCACUCUUGUGUGUUAGUUCUCAUUGGUGCACAUUGUUCUGUGCAACAGUUGUGACAGUGGCUGUGUUGACCCUGUAGGUGAGGCUGAUUACAAUUUCAAACUCAA
Portunus trituberculatus (swimming crab) is the source of this 2516-nucleotide messenger RNA. It is a transcript of the gene TfIIEalpha, whose product is annotated as general transcription factor IIE subunit 1-like. The record is from RefSeq and is a predicted model, not a curated record. Bases 279 to 1595 code for a protein of 438 amino acids. Gene Ontology annotation, cellular component: transcription factor TFIIE complex. Lineage: Eukaryota; Metazoa; Arthropoda; Malacostraca; Decapoda; Portunidae. Gene Ontology annotation, biological process: transcription initiation at RNA polymerase II promoter; transcription open complex formation at RNA polymerase II promoter. The transcript is spliced from 10 exons.